UUCGGCUGCUCCGACUCCUCCGGUUUCUUUUCUUCAAGAUACUAGUUGUUGUACGUUCCUUUCCGUUCAUGUCUUUGCUCCGGAGUAGCGUCGUAGUCGGCUCCGUCACAGAGGAAGCAGGUGCCGCCAUCUAUUGGAGCAAAAUGGAAACCAAGCGAGCACCUCCCUGACGUCACUCAGUUUGAUGAGAGGCUGUGGCGCGGGAGGGUGUGGCGGAGCGUUGUGUCGAGAAUAUUGUAACCUGAAGGCUUGUGUGGCGUGGGAUAGCGCCGCCGCGGACUGCUGACGAGGGCUAGAGGACGCCGGAGCGGAGGCCUAGCCUGCAGAAGGUGUGUACUGGGGUGUCUUGGGUGUCGCCCGGUGGAGUGUGGACCAUAUGUGCGGGUGUAGAGAGAGCAGCAACCAAUGAGACGCGAGAGACAUGAUGGACGACAACAGCAAGCGGCAGGGGACCAGAGUAUUUAAGAAAAGUUCUCCGAAUGGAAAAAUCACCGUCUACUUAGGGAAGAGAGACUUUGUUGACCACAUCACACACGUAGACCCAAUAGAUGGUGUAGUGUUGAUCGACCCCGAGUAUCUGAAGGACAGAAAGGUAUAUGGACAUGUCUUAUCUGCCUUUCGGUAUGGCCGCGAAGACCUGGAUGUUUUGGGCCUCACAUUUCGCAAGGACCUGUACCUAGCGUCAGAGCAGAUCUUUCCCCUUGACACUGCCAGCAAGAGGGCCCUCACUAGGUUACAGGAACGCCUCAUCAAGAAAUUAGGACCAAAUGCCUUUCCGUUCUUCUUUGAGCUUCCCCCUCACUGCCCAGCGUCGGUCACGCUGCAGCCUGCACCGGGGGACAUGGGCAAACCCUGUGGGGUUGACUAUGAACUUAAGGCAUAUGUUGGGGACAGUGUCGAUGACAAACCUCAUAAAAGGAAUUCAGUGCGGCUUGCAAUUAGGAAGGUUAUGUAUGCUCCCAUGAAGCAGGGAGACCAGCCCAGUGUUGAGGUCAGCAAAGAGUUCAUGAUGUCUCCCAACAAACUUCAUCUCGAAGCAUCUUUAGACAAAGAGUUAUAUUAUCAUGGAGAAACAGUAGCCGUUAAUGUCCAUAUACAGAAUAAUUCUAAUAAGAGCGUCAAGAAAAUUAAAGUAUCAAUUCGGCAGUUUGCGGACAUAUGCCUAUUUUCAACGGCUCAGUAUAAAUGUACAGUGGCUGAAACGGAGAGCGAGGACGGGUGUCCUGUAUUGCCGGGCUUUACCCUCUCUAAAGUGCUGCACCUCACGCCCCUGCUUCUUAACAACAAGGACAAACGUGGUCUGGCUCUAGAUGGCCAGCUGAAGCACGAGGAUACCAACCUGGCGUCCUCAUCAAUGGAAGGCUGCCCUGUGGGGCCUGGUUUCUCCAUCAGUAAGGUUUUCUCACUGACGCCACUUCUGAGCAACAACCAGGACAAGUGGGGGCUGGCCCUUGAUGGCAAGCUCAAAGAUGAAGACACCAACCUAGCUUCCUCUACUGUUAUCACGGACUCUUGUCAAAAGGAAAACCUGGGUAUUAUUGUGCAGUACAAGGUCAAAGUGAAGCUCAUUCUUGGUCCACUCGUAGGUGACCUGGUUGCUGAAUUGCCAUUUACGCUGAUGCAUCCGAAGCCAGAAGAGGAGUCGGAAAGCAGCAAACCUGCAGCACCGGCUACGUCAUCUCCCACGCAGGACUCUGAGUCGGCCCCACCAGUGGAUGCAAAUCUCAUUGAACUUGACACAGACGGAACUACGUGCUAUGCUGACCAGGAUGAUGACAUUAUCUUUGAAGAUUUUGCCCGCCUUCGAUUGAAAGGGGAAACCGAGGCAUAGCGUGGCUCUCUGUAUGCAGAUUGAUGAGUCUGUUUGAAAUAAUAUUGAAGAUACUAACUGAAGAUACACUCAAGAAAUGAAAUAUUAAUGCAGUAGUGACUGUAAAAGUGAGUUUAAAUUGUUAACAAUAAUUUGCUGUCACCAUAAAAUAAAAAGAGACUAACUUCUCUCACAAAGAGGAACAAAAUAUAUGGACUGCAGUCUGCUGUUAUACGGUAGGUGUCACAAUUACAGAAUUGCCUACUUUGUACUUUGUGCUUCAUGUUUGAGCUUCAACCCUCUACAGACAAUACUGUGCUUUUUUCGUUUUCAUUUGUACACUUGUUGUAUAUGAAAUGUUACCUUACAAGAGGACAAUACUUGAUAGAUUUUAGUCUUUGUCCUAGAUUUUAGUGGCUUGAUCAAGAGCACAAUCAAAGAUUGUAUAAGAGGAUUAAUUAUACUGCGUCGUAGAAUGCUUGCUCCGUGACAGCGCAAGUAUAUUAAUUAGUUUGGUUCUAGUUUGGUAACAUACAGCUGGACUGGAUUGCAUAAAAACAUAUUUUUUUCUACUUGGAUAACUGUUUAAAAUAAGUUUCAUUAUAUAAUGUACAUUCAGUAAAUCAGUAAAAAAAACACUUUUUUAUUGUAAUGUUAAAAAUUGCUGGCAAUACUGGUGUCAUUUUUUUACUUAGAGUAUUUUUGGCAUUUGUGGACAGUAUUUAUAUGAAGUGAUAUUUGUAACCAAUUAUUGGUAGGUUAAAUUCUGUAACCAAAGUUCCAUCAAGAUAUAUUGCAGUACUGAGUUGCUGAAGCAUGAUGGUUAGUGUGAAAAAAUAAAAGUUUAAAUUUUAGUGAAGACCAUCUCAGAGGGAAACUACCUCAGCUCAUUCUGUCCCCCCUAUGUAAUCCAUGUAUUGUGAGAGUACGUAAUGACACUAUAUGUGAGUGUAAUGACACUACAAGUGUAUGUGUUAUGACACUAUACUUUUGUACGUUAUGAUGUUACACUUGUACAUUUAGGUGCUGCACUUAUACGUUAUGAGGCUACAUGUGUGUAUUAUGACACUACACUUGUAUGUUUUGACACUACACAUGCACACACAUGACACUACAAGUGUAUGUUAUGACACUACACAUAUACUUUGACACUACAUGUAUAAGUUGACACCAUGCUUGUGUGAUAUGACACUACAUGUGUAUGUUACGACACUUACAUGUAGUGACAUACACACGCAUGUUAUAAUGCUACACAUGUAUGUUACGACACUACACUUGUACGUUAUGACAUUACACGUAUACGUUACGACACUACGCUUGUGUGAAAGCGUUCUAUAUAAAAAUGGAGGCAGAAGACAGGAUUUCCGUCAAUGUCUGUACCAUGUUAGCUGAGGGCUUGGUAAUGCUGUACAUGUUUAAAUGAAUGGUAAUGGUGCCAUUCUUGACCCUGGUCUUUAAGAUGGAUAUUAUGUGUUAGGGGUGAAUAUUGCUGUGAAUUUUUUGUCUUGUUUAUAAACUGGUCAUUGCCACCAUGAUCACUAUGAUGUUUAAUGUGUCUAAUAUACUGGGAUAUUUUUCAACAUUUGAUGUACUGUGCAGGGCGAAUUGAAGCACUGUAUUGUGUACUCACUGUACUGUGAAGCACUGUAUUGUGUACUCACUGUACUGUGAAGCAUUUUAUUGUGUACUCACUGUACUGUGAAGCACUGUAUUGUGUACAUUGCUUGGCAGUGCUCUGAAGAAAUUGGAUUUGUGCCAUUUUCCUCAUUGAUAUGAGUUAGAAUUCUUUUGCAUUUCUUUAAGUCUGAUGCCCUAGAUAAUGAAGGCAUUUGAAUCAUUAUUGUUUAGAAAGUAGAAAUUUAUGUAUUGGUUCUACCUCUGAUGAAGUAUUAACUAAAAAAAAAAUCACACCUGAAAUCCUUAGUCAUUUUACCAUUAGAGUACAGUACUGUAAUUUAAGUCCUUGAGAGGGGGUUAUACAUAUAUAUUUUAUUAACAUUCAUAAGUGAGAUUAAGGGUAUCUGAUUCGUUUAUUACAUGUUCAAUUUAGCUAACCUGCUGAUAUUAAGGAAAUAGUUAAGUACUUCAGACUGCUUUUGUAUAUUUUUAAUGCUAAACCUUUGUAAAUUUAAAAGAUACUGAAGGAGCUGGGUAUUCAAGUUCCUUCUGUGUUGGUUAAAUAUAUACUGUACACUGUUUGAAGUAAGUAAUGACUCAUUGAGACAGAUAUUGAUUGCUAUAAAAAUGUGAAUUCCAAACGACAUUCAUCUGACUAGUAGACGUAAAAUAAGAAUUUUGUUUAAUUAUA
Procambarus clarkii (red swamp crayfish) is the source of this 4118-nucleotide messenger RNA. Lineage: Eukaryota; Metazoa; Arthropoda; Malacostraca; Decapoda; Cambaridae. The record is from RefSeq and is a predicted model, not a curated record.